CGACGCGUAAGAGACUGGGUCAACCGGUGAGCACCUGAGCGUACAGCUACCGUAGCCACGAAAGUGGAACGGCUGACACUUCGUGGCCAUGUUUCGACUGUUCUGAUGCGUGAACAUCCGCAGUGACUGUCGGCGUUGCGUUUUACAUCGCACUUGGAGACUUUACUGCAGACUUACUAUCGUCAGCGUCCAUUGUCGUCCUCACGUAUUACGACACGAUGAACGACGCUCGUGUCUUCGUAAUCUGCCUCUCUAUCGCCGUGGUUUUCUGUCAGAAUGACGAUAGAUCGACUCGGACACAAAAUACUGCCGAUCCAGGCCUAGCCAUAGCCCCGCACCCAUCUGCUGAGGAGACAGACCCGAGCACUGGCCUCUCCUAUCUCGAUCAACCUCCCCAAGUGGACGGCGGUGGACGGGGACCCGUGUACGGGAUUGUGCCACCUAGUGGCGGAAAGGUCCCCUUAGGGGCGGAUGUAGCCGCGCCACCUGCCGUGCCCUAUCCUGGCCAGCGCGCCGGUGCGCCAAAGAAAUCACAAGGUAUGAAUAAUGCGAACCGCGGCGGCACACCAUCGGGGAAUCUAGAAUCGGCCGCACUACUACCGCAGGAGGAGCUACGCAAUGCGGAAAUCCGCCCGAUGGAGGCGGUGGAGGGACAAGCAGGACCGGGAACAUUCCAGAAUGGACAUGUUCCGGAUGGUUAUCGGGCCGGUCAGGAUGAAGGACGGAGGCCCUCAGCUCCGUGGCCCAUGCCGGGGAGGAGUGCCGACCCUUCGGGUUCAGCUCGCUACGAGGCCGGGUACAGUGAGCACCAGGAAAGUGACUUCUAUGAAACACGCGCCAUCGGAAAGAAGCCAGACCCAGCAGCGGAGAUGAAGGAAGAACAGCGAGAGAACAACGCCAUAACAGACGUAUCCGUCGCUUGUAAUGCGAUGGGGGACGAUGGCGAACUACUCAUGGUGGUGCUGGUCAAGUUCGACAGGGAAUUCGGCGGUGUGAUGUACACGCACGACUUCUUCGGAAUUGAAACAUGCUCAGCCAUUGCAAAAUCUCACAUCAACGUGCCCGUUGAUGGCUGUGGAACUACAAAGGUUGUGAACGGCAAGUCGACGAUCUACAGCAACAAGCUCGUUGUCAUGCACGAUGCCGAGUCCGGGAUGCUGGGCCGAGGAGACAAGAUCAUUGACAUCAGCUGCACCACGGGAGAGGCAGAACCUGCGAACGAUGCGGCUGACGUCCCGCAGGUGACGAUGAAGCUCGUGCAAGGACGGGACCCGAUGGCACCUGCUGCCAACAAGCUGAUUGUCGGAGAUCCAUCCACUAUCGUGAUAACGCUGGAAAAUAAAGGAAAAUGGGACAUUAGCGCUGGGAGGUGCGAAGUGUAUGACGGGAUAGAAGUGCGGAGGGAAGUCAUCAUAGAUGACGAAAAGUGUGUAUUAAGCACACGCGUUGCGAAGGGACCAGUAAAGAUACGCGACAAGGGUAACACGGUGAUUUACAUGGAGCUGGAAACGUUCAAAUAUCCCGAUCUGCCAGUUGUUUACUUCUUCUGCGCCGUAGAUUUGUGCUCGGGCCGGUGUUCAGAGCACUGUCUCCAUGAUAAAGAGGACCCGGCAACCUUCUCCGAUCCAACGACAGUCAUAACGCUGUAUGAAACAGUCGCCGCUGCCUUGACCGGAGAGCCGGCGAAGUGUGACACACGUUCAGGGUCCAACCAUCAGCAGCAGCAGCAGCUUACCGGGUCCGAGGUGGCAGCGACGGCGGUGGGCUCGAGCCAGGCGCAUUACACCGCAACUAUCGCCAUCGUCUCGUCGCUGCUCGUCGUGGCGCUAGUGUCGUGUGCCGUGCUGAUGGUUAAGCUGCGGCGAGGACGAAGAAAGACUGAUGACGAGAUCGUGAUGUUCUCACAGCAACAUGAACCGUACGGCACGGCGGGACCGAUCGAGGCAGUGCCGCCCAUCGCAUAACACAACACGCCUUUCCCGUCUUUCGUUGCCGCUCUACGGUCAAUGCGCCGUUUACGGGGGGAGGGUUGCAGAGAUAGCCAAUAUGUAGCCACGUGAGCCAGGGUGAAAAGUUGCUGUAACGUAUCUGAUCCGUCUGGCAAACCUCGGACGAGUUCGCUGCUUUCUACAUACGAUAUCGUAACUCUACGGAGGCAGGGCUCUGUGGCUGCAGCGUGAUGAUGUUGCAUCUAGUUAUAUUUGCCUGCAUUCUCUCGGCUGUAUCAUGUAGAUUGAUAUGGGAGAUACGUCUUACAGUUUUGAUCCGCCCGAAUUAGACCGCAUUGCGAAUAGGGAUCAUAACUCUAAUAUCGUGCGUUUGUCUUUAGCGGCGAAUCUGUUGACAGAAUCACUAUUAGAUAACCAUCAACGCUAUUAUAUAAAAUUUUAUCGGUAUUUUCCCCACGAGUAAUAAUUUCUUAUAACGUUAUUUGGUUCAGAGAUGACCAAUGUAAGUUUUCCGGCUAUGGUAGCCUGCGCUAUAUCGACAAGGUGAAAAGUAUGAGCGGAAUCGGUCGGGUAGCAUAAAGUAAGCUAUAUAGAAAGAGUAAAGAUGAAAUAUGAUGCAUGAUUCUCUACGAUAAUGAGGCAGGCAGCGGGCGUGUAUUAUGGGUUUGGUAGUUCAGCAAGUGUCCACCAGAGUGCACGCGCGCUACAGCGCUUGCGGCCAUAUAUAAUUUAAGAGAGACGAAUGGUUAAAAAGAUCACCGUGAGUACGCCCGUGCAGCGGCCGCUAAAAAAUUAGUCAGUGAGUGUCUCUUGUUAAAAGGAGGGGUUUAAAACUACAGAUUACAUUACUUAUAAUGAACCAGACAGCACAAUUUUAAUAUCAUCUUUAAAAAAUCUCUUAUCUAUACAAGUUAUUAUCAAGCUGAUCACUCAAAAAUUGUCACGCCCCCACAGUUGUCUUGUUAGGGCCCACAUUUUGAUUUUAACCACCUUAAGACCUCACAACAUUACCAUCGUUUAUGGUCAACCUGAAGGUGCUGAGUUGUUGCUUGAUUUAAAGGGUAUGAUUAUCGUUAUUUAACCAAACAAUUUAUAUACCAUUUUCAGUUAAUAGUUUAUUGCGAACAUGCGAGAAAGAACUGCAAUAAUAAAUUGUAUAGCUAUUGCCCUUUCCUUCUUCGUUGGGCUAUUAAGUUUACUGGAUAUAAAAUUCGAAGUUUCUUGACGUGUUCUAAACAAUCUCAUCUACUUAGCUGUUAUAUACUACUUAAAAUUCGUAUUAUUUAUUUCUAUGGCUAUAUAUGCUGUAUUAAGAUAUUUCUACAAUGAACACGUCACACGUUAAGUAUCAAUCUGAUCGCGUAGAAUAUUAAUUCGUACUAACUAUAGCCUGGCCAUAGCGAGUGGGGUAAAUCUAUUACUACGUCGGAGACGUUGAAAUGUUUUAAUAUUUUGACAUGUGGUCUUAUCAUCAUCGUCAUCAUUAUUGCUGUUCUCAUCGCCACCUUGUAUUCAUAAUUGUCGAAUAAACAUUCAUAGGUCAUUCAUCGGUGAAGGUUCGUGCGCAUAGUAUGAAUGACUGUCUCGAUAAUUCAGCAAUUAUUUCCGCCUUAUUUUCCUUAAAGUUUGUAUCGGUUCUUACCAGAAGUUAUAUAAACGUCGUGUCAGUAUGAAGGUUGUUCUCGUGUUUAACUAUAAUCAAAGCAUUAAACACGUGUUCAGAAUAUCAUCCG
This is a messenger RNA of Priapulus caudatus, 3682 nucleotides long. RefSeq lists its product as uncharacterized. The record is from RefSeq and is a predicted model, not a curated record. The transcript is spliced from 9 exons. The coding region runs from base 219 to 1964 and encodes 581 amino acids. Lineage: Eukaryota; Metazoa; Priapulida; Priapulimorpha; Priapulimorphida; Priapulidae.